GUGGCAGUGGCAAACAACGGAAAUGGCCACGGGAAACUGGCAACUGCCGAUUGAAAAUUCUUCCACCGAGUUCAUCCUCCUUCCCCUCACUUUCUCUUCUUCCUCCAUCCCAACCUUCAUUUCCCAAAGCUAUGGCUACUGCUUGCGCCAUCUCCUCCGUCCAAUGGAAGCCAAUCAACUCCAACAACCUCGCCUCCUUCAGAAUCCCCACUUCCUUCUUUGCACGCCCUUUCAUUUCCAGAAAAUCAUGUCGGGUGAGGGCAACAGUUGUUAGGGAAGAUGAGGAAAAAGUGGCUGUGGAGGAUUCAUUCCCUCCUAAGGCUUCUCCUGUUCUACACGGGGAAGGGGGUAGUAACCAAGGACCCGAAAAUUCACCCUCCAAUGGCUUUGAUAAAUGGAUCAUUAAGCUUGAACAAUCUGUUAAUGUUCUUCUCACGGAUUCAGUAAUAAGGAUUCUUGAUACAUUUUACCACGAUAGACACUACGCUAGGUUCUUUGUCUUGGAAACUAUUGCAAGGGUUCCCUAUUUUGCGUUUCUGUCAGUUCUGCAUUUGUAUGAAAGUUUUGGCUGGUGGAGAAGAGCUGAUUAUCUGAAAGUUCACUUUGCUGAGAGCUGGAAUGAGAUGCAUCACUUGCUGGUCAUGGAGGAAUUGGGGGGUAAUGAUUGGUGGUUCGAUCGUUUUCUUGCUCAACAUAUAGCUGUUGCUUAUUAUUUUAUGACGGUAGUUAUGUACAUGAUUAGCCCAAGAAUGGCAUACCAUCUUUCUGAAUGUGUUGAAAGCCAUGCGUAUUCAACUUAUGAUAAGUUUCUAAAGGCCCAAGGAGAGGAGUUGAAAAAAUUGCCUGCUCCCGAGGUUGCUGUGAAAUAUUACACUGAAGGAGAUUUGUACUUAUUUGAUGAAUUUCAAACUUCCAGAGCUCCCAAAUCACGAAGACCAAAAAUAGAGAGCUUGUACGACGUGUUUGUGAACAUCAGAGAUGACGAAGGCGAGCAUUGCAAGACCAUGAGGGCUUGUCAAUCGCACGGGAAUCUCCGAUCGCCACAUUCUUAUUCAGAGAGUUGUCCCGAAGAUGACGAGCCACCCUGUGACCUUGCUGAAGCAGAUUGUGAAGGCAUCGUAGACUGUAUAAAGAAAACCGUUACUUCUUCCCCUCAGGUAAAAUAAAAGCUAUGAUAUAUAUGCAUACAUAGAAAGAAAUUGUAAAUUCACUAGAUUCCUACAUAGUAAAUAUCUGUCACAUUCAUACAGAAGAAAAGAUGUAAGGUCCAUAUAUAGGUUAUUUGAUGAUCUUAUCUUAUAAAAGGUGACAUUUCGUCUAUCUUUGUAAAUGCAGUGGUUUUACCAAUUAUAUAGGGUUCAAA
Benincasa hispida (wax gourd) is the source of this 1363-nucleotide messenger RNA. Its product is annotated as ubiquinol oxidase 4, chloroplastic/chromoplastic-like. Gene Ontology annotation, molecular function: alternative oxidase activity. The record is from RefSeq and is a predicted model, not a curated record. Gene Ontology annotation, cellular component: thylakoid; mitochondrion. Gene Ontology annotation, biological process: carotenoid biosynthetic process; alternative respiration. Lineage: Eukaryota; Viridiplantae; Streptophyta; Magnoliopsida; Cucurbitales; Cucurbitaceae.